AUGGAGUGGCCGACACGAGAGGCCGAGGCCGAUUACAGGCGCGCGGUGGACCUGCUGAAGUGGCCCAAUCGCGCCAAUGGCCUGGAAGGUCUGCUGUUGCUGCGGUCGCUCGCCGUGGCGGGACGUCACCCCGCCGCCUCGUGGACCCUCCGCGCCUGCCGCCGCUUCCCCAGCGGCACGCAAGCAAGUGACGAGGAUUGGGCGGCCGGGAUGGACUGGGACGUUGCCAUGGAGGUCUGGCGCGUGCACGCCGAACGCGACGAUCACCCCAUCGCCCACUACCUCCUCUCCCGCAAGUACACCAUCUUCAGUUGUGAAGAGGAGCCACCGGCCUGGAGUACGCACCUGCAAAGGGCAGCCGACUUGGGCUACCCGCUCGCCCUCAAGGCCCUCGCUGUCUGCUAUGAUGGGGGGCGGGGAGUGCUCAUCGAUCUGUUGGAAGCGGUGAAGCUGUUCGAGAAGGCCGUGGCCGCCGGCGACAUCGAUGCCCAGUACGAUAUGGGCGUGGCCUUCCUCCGCGGCUGCGAUGAGCCGGCUCAGUUGACUGGCGCAAUAGGCAUGCUGGAAAAAGCGGUUGCGCUGGGACAACCGCAGGCAAUGACCAGAUUGGGGCUCUUCUACCGCGAAGGACGCCGCGCGGGGUUUGCGAGACGGUGGGCGGUUGGGCCGGAGCAAGACCCGACCAAAGCGGCCGAGCUCUUCCAGCGCGCAGCCGACCUGGGCGACCCGGAGGGGAUGCGCCACCUGGCCGACGCCCACGCAGACGGCCAGCAGGGCGUGCCGCGGGACGUGCGGCGCGCGUUCCAGCUCUACUGCGAGGCCGCCCUCCGCGGCUCCUCCGAUGCGCUCACCCGCCUUUUCAACCUUCUUUUACUCGGCGUCACCACCUCAGGUCAACGCCACGAGGUGCUGUCGAACGACGCCGAGCUGGCGCUGCAGGCCUUCGAAAGCGCGCGCCAGUACGGGCACAGGGGCGGCUCGUCCGGCUGGCUCUUUCUCAAGAGCCUCCUGGCCGCCUACUUUACGCCACUUAUUGGCGCCGAUGACGGCGCAAACGCGGCGCCCGCGUCGCUGUUCCACAUCUGCUGCGCGCGGGUGAACCGCGAGAUCGAGGCCGAGAUCUUGGCGCGGGCUGCCGGCGGCGACGGCGAGCGACCGGGUCCGUUCGAGCGGGCGGUGGCAACGCGUGUGCCGUGCGACGCGCGCGAACGGCUGACCAGUGCCAACUCGUUGCGACAGUGCGACCGGCUCGGUUGUAGGAGAAAGUUCUUCGGCGACGGUCGCAUGACACGCGCCUACUGCUUCGUGCCAACAUCGGCGUCAUCAGCAUCGUCAUCGUCGUCGUCGUCGUCGCUGGACAAGGUGGUGGCACGCCUCCACUUUUGCAGCGUCCAAUGCUGGCGGCAAGCUAUGACGCUCGGUGGUGGCGCACGGCCCGCGCUGGGAUCACUGGUGGGGGUGGUGCAGGUGGACGAUUAA
Acanthamoeba castellanii str. Neff is the source of this 1479-nucleotide messenger RNA. Its product is annotated as Sel1 repeatcontaining protein. Bases 1 to 1479 code for a protein of 492 amino acids. Gene Ontology annotation, molecular function: protein binding. The transcript has 7 exons. The record is from RefSeq and is a predicted model, not a curated record. NCBI's taxonomy places the organism in Eukaryota, Discosea, Longamoebia, Acanthamoebidae.